AUGGCUGAAGAUGCGACAGCCAAGCUAGGCGAUGUUCAAAUUGAUGAAGAUACUGAAACUCAACGUAUUGAUCCAUGGACUGUAUCGGCUUCCAAAGCUGUAAAUUACGAUAAACUGAUCGCGGAAUUUGGUUCUAAUAAGAUUGACAGCGCUUUAAUAGAACGAUUUGAGCGCGUAACUGGACGUAAAUCUCACGUAUUCUUACGCCGUGGCCUAUUUUUCUCUCAUAGGGAAUUAGAUCAAAUUUUAACAUUACAUGAAAAUAAAAAGCCUUUCUAUCUAUAUACUGGACGUGGACCAUCAUCUGGAGCUCUCCAUAUUGGCCACUUAAUUCCCUUUCUAUUUACAAAGUGGUUACAAGAAGCUUUUGAUGUUCCCUUAAUUGUACAAAUGACUGACGACGAAAAGUUUCUGUGGAGAGAUAUAUCACUAGAUGAAUUAGAAAAAAUAACAAUCAGCAACAUUAAAGAUAUCCUGGCUUGUGGAUUCGAUAUUGAGAAGACUUUUAUAUUUUCUGAUCUUGACAUAAUGGCACAAAGCCGGGCUUUUAACAGAACCGUUUUGAAAGUACGGAAAUGCAUUACAUUCAACCAGGUUAAAGGAAUUUUUGGAUUUGGAGAGUCAGAUAACAUCGGCAAGAUUUCAUUUCCUGCGAUUCAAGCUACACCUUCAUUUUCUGCAUCAUUUCCACAAAUCUUUGGAAAUGCAAAGAAUGUAAAGUGUUUAAUCCCAUGCGCAAUUGAUCAGGAUCCAUACUUCCGCAUGACUCGAGACGUUGCUCCUAGACUAGGAUUUGUAAAACCUGCUCUAAUUCAUUCACAGUUCUUACCAGCGCUGCAAGGCGCUCAGACCAAAAUGAGCGCUAGUGACCUAAACUCUUCAAUCUAUCUUUCUGAUACUCCGAACAUGAUCAAAAAGAAGAUAAAUAAGUAUGCAUAUUCCGGUGGCCGAGAUACGAUCGAAGAGCAUAGAAAAUAUGGAGGAGAUUGUUCAGUUGAUAUUUCAUAUCAAUUUUUAAAAUUUUUCUUAGAAGAUGAUGACGAAUUAGCAAAAAUUGAAAAGGAAUAUUCAUCUGGUGAGAUGCUUUCAGGAGAAUUAAAAAAGCGUUUAAUUCAAAUAUUGCAAGGAAUUGUAAAAACUCAUCAAGAGAAGCGGUCACAAAUUACGGAUGAUAUCGCACGUGAAUUUAUGAGACCAAGAAAGUUAAAAUAUACCUACUAA
This is a messenger RNA of Trichoplax adhaerens, 1221 nucleotides long. RefSeq lists its product as uncharacterized. Gene Ontology annotation, molecular function: ATP binding; tryptophan-tRNA ligase activity. Gene Ontology annotation, biological process: tryptophanyl-tRNA aminoacylation. NCBI's taxonomy places the organism in Eukaryota, Metazoa, Placozoa, Uniplacotomia, Trichoplacea, Trichoplacidae. The transcript has 9 exons. The record is from RefSeq and is a predicted model, not a curated record. Bases 1 to 1221 code for a protein of 406 amino acids. Gene Ontology annotation, cellular component: cytoplasm.